Stegostoma tigrinum is the source of this 1647-nucleotide messenger RNA. Its product is annotated as basic proline-rich protein-like. The transcript has 3 exons. NCBI's taxonomy places the organism in Eukaryota, Metazoa, Chordata, Chondrichthyes, Orectolobiformes, Stegostomatidae. The annotation marks the transcript as partial. The record is from RefSeq and is a predicted model, not a curated record.
CCCCCUCCCCUCCUCCCCCCCGUCCCCUCCUCCCCCCCGUCCCCUCCUCCCCCCCGUCCCCUCCUCCCCCCCCUCCCCUCCUCCCCCCCCUCCCCUCCUCCCCCCCGUCCCCUCCUCCCCCCCGUCCCCUCCUCCCCCCCGUCCCCUCCUCCCCCCCGUCCCUCCUCCCCCCCGUCCCCUCCUCCCCCCCGUCCCCUCCUCCCCCCCCGUCCCCUCCUCCCCCCCGUCCCUCCCCCCCGUCCCCUUCCAUCUCCCCCCCCCGUCCCCCUUCCCCCCCCCGUCCCCCUUCCCCCCCCGUCCCCCUUCCCCCCCCGUCCCCCUCCCCCCCCCGUCCCCCCUCCCCCCCCCGUCCCCCCUCCCCCCCCUUCUCCCCCCCCGUCCCCCUCCCCCCCCCCGUCCCCCCUCCCCCCCCCGUCCCCCUCCCCCCCCUUCUCCCCCCCCGUCCCCCUUCCCCCGCCCCCCGUCCCCCUUCCCCCGCCCCCCGUCCCCCCCCGUCCCCCUUCCCCCCCCCGUCCCCCUUCCCCCCCCGUCCCCUCUCCCCUUCCCCCCCCCCCCCCCCCCCCGUCCCCCGUCCCCCCCCGUCCCCCUUCCCCCCCCCCCCGGUCCCCCUUCCCCCCCCCCCCGUCCCCCUCCCCCCCCCGUCCCCCUCCCCCCCCCCGUCCCCCUUCCCCCCCCCCCCCCGUCCCCCUUCCCCCCCCCCCCCCCCCCGUCCCCCUUCCCCCCCCCCGUCCCCUUCCCCCCCCGUCCCCCCCCCCCCCCGUCCCCCCUCCCCCCCCCCGUCCCCCUCCCCCCCCCCCCCGUCCCCCUUCCCCCCCCCCGUCCCCCUUCCCCCCCCCCCCGUCCCCCUUCCCCCCCCCCCGUCCCCCUUCCCCCCCCCCCCGUCCCCCUUCCCCCCCCCCCCGUCCCCCUUCCCCCCCCCCCGUCCCCCUUCCCCCCCCCCCCCGUCCCCCUUCCCCCCCCCCGUCCCCCUUCCCCCCCCGUCCCCCUCCCCCCCCCCCGUCCCCCUUCCCCCCCCCCCCCGUCCCCCUUCCCCCCCCCGUCCCCCUUCCCCCCCCCGUCCCCCUUCCCCCCCCCCCCGUCCCCCUUCCCCCCCCCCGUCCCCCUUCCCCCCCCCGUCCCCCUUCCCCCCCCGUCCCCCUUCCCCCCCCCCGUCCCCUCUCCCCUUCGCCCCCCCCCGUCCCCUCUCCCCUUCGCCCCCCCCCGUCCCCUCUCCCCUUCCCCCCCCCCGUCCCCUCUCCCCUUCCCCCCCCCCGUCCCCUCUCCCCUUCGCCCCCCCCCCGUCCCCUUCGCCCCCCCCCCGUCCCCUUCGCCCCCCCCGUCCCCCCCGUCCCCCCCCCCGUCCCCCCUUCCCCCCCCCGUCCCCCUUCCCCCCCCCGUCCCCCUUCCCCCCCCGUCCCCCUUCCCCCCCCCGUCCCCCUUCCCCCCCCCGUCCCCCUUCCCCCCCCCCGUCCCCCUUCCCCCCCCCCGUCCCCCUUCCCCCCCCCCGUCCCCCUUCCCCCCCCCCGUCCCCCUUCCCCCCCCCCCGUCCCCCUUCCCCCCCCGUCCCCUUCGCCCCCCCCCUCUGCCAUGAGGGCCCUUGUCUGUGCUGUUCGGUUAUGUAUAUACCUGUGGGAGAAUUUUGGCUUUUUUGUGGUCAUCCAGUGGUGA